AUGGCACCACCUACACUAGUGUUUGGAAAAGAGGAAUUAAAGGGCAUAUGGGAGAAGGCCGCUGAGCCCUGUUUUUUGAAGGCUCUAGUCCAAAAUGAAUGCGAGUUCAACGGACACGAGUACGUAUGCACACCAUUCAAGAGGCUUUUCAAGGAAUGUGGAGCGGGCAAGAGAAUAGUUAGGAUAGAAGUCACGGAUCAAGAUACGAACCAUCUGGCCUUUGACGCCACUGUCACGCGAUUUUGGGAAUCCAGCCGGAGAUGUACGUGA
Lachancea thermotolerans CBS 6340 is the source of this 270-nucleotide messenger RNA. It is a transcript of the gene SOM1, whose product is annotated as Som1p. Bases 1 to 270 code for a protein of 89 amino acids. The record is from RefSeq and is a predicted model, not a curated record. Lineage: Eukaryota; Fungi; Ascomycota; Saccharomycetes; Saccharomycetales; Saccharomycetaceae. Gene Ontology annotation, cellular component: mitochondrial inner membrane peptidase complex. The transcript has a single exon.